CACUUGACCCUCAUUCGACCACACAGCCCAAAGCGACACAACAUUUGCACACCAUACAAACCUCAAAGACCCAGUCAUGAGCAAGAGCUAUUCAGCUUCCGCCGAAACGGCCUCCUCAUACCGCCGUACCUUCGGCUCAGGCCUGGGCUCCGGAAUCAGCUCCUCCAUGUUCUCUGGUCGUGGUUCCUCUGGUUCCUCACGAAUGUCCUCCAAACUUUAUGAGGUGACCAAGACCUCUGCUCCUGUCUUCUCCAGCCACCGUGCAUCGAGCUCUUCAUACGGUGCCGGCUCGUUGCUCCGUUCCUAUCCCCAUGAGAAGUUGGACUUUAACUUGGCUGAUGCCAUGAACCAGGACUUCCUCAAAACGCGCACUAAUGAGAAGGCAGAGCUGCAACACCUCAACGACCGCUUUGCCAGCUACAUCGAGAAGGUGCGCUUCCUCGAACAGCAGAACCAAGUCUUGAUGGUGGAGAUCGAACGCCUGAAGGGCCACGAGCCCACUCGCAUCGCCGAGAUGUACGACGAGGAGAUGAGAGAGCUGCGCAGACAGGUGGAUUCGGUGACCAAUGACAGAUCUCGUGUUGAGAUAGAGAGAGACAAUCUGGCCGAUGACCUCCAGAAACUGAAAAUGAGACUCCAGGAGGAGAUCCACCAGAAAGAAGAAGCUGAGAACAACCUCUCUGCCUUCAGAGCUGAUGUAGAUGCUGCCACUUUGACCAGGCUGGACCUGGAAAGACGCAUUGAGAGUCUUCAGGAGGAGAUUGCAUUCCUCAAGAGGAUCCACGAGGAGGAAAUCCGUGAGCUGCAAAGCCAAAUGCAGGAAAGUCAGGUGCAGAUCCAAAUGGACAUGUCCAAGCCAGACCUCACUGCUGCCCUGAGGGACAUCCGCACGCAGUACGAGGCCAUCGCUGCCAAGAACAUCGGAGAGGCUGAGGAAUGGUACAAGUCCAAGGUGUCAGAUCUGAACCAGGCAGUGAACAAGAAUAAUGAUGCUCUGAGACAGGCCAAGCAGGAGACCAUGGAGUUCCGUCACCAGAUCCAGUCCUACACCUGUGAGAUCGACUCUCUCAAGGGAACUAAUGAAUCUCUCAUGAGGCAGAUGAGAGAGAUGGAGGAAAGAGUGGGUCAUGAGGCUGGUGGUUACCAGGACUCCAUUGCCCGUCUGGAAGGUGAGAUCGCUAAGAUGAAAGAUGAGAUGGCUCGCCAUCUGCGUGAGUACCAGGAUCUGCUGAAUGUAAAGAUGGCACUUGAUGUGGAGAUCGCCACCUACAGAAAACUUCUGGAUGGAGAGGAGAGCAGGAUUUCCAUGCCUGUGCAGUCCUUUUCCAGUAUGGGUUUCAGAGAGACCAGCCCAGAGCAGCAGCCUCAAAAGCAGCAACAGCGUUCAUCUGAGGUUCACUCUAAGAAAACAGUCCUGAUCAAGACUAUUGAGACCCGCGAUGGCGAGGUUGUAAGCGAGUCCACACAGCACCAGCAGGACAUCGUGUAAAGCCCACAAAACAGAUUUCUAAGCCUAACUUACCUUUUUACUGAUGACCUCGGGUUGUUUAUUCACAUCCACAUUGUCAUGACCCAUUACCAAAGUGUUUGUGGAUGACACACAAUGACAAAAGGCAGAGAGCAAACAAGAGAAGGAGAAUGUUAAAUCAAACCGGUGAUACAAAUAGCAUGAAGAGCCCCUGAACGUGAACAGUUGAUUUGGAGUUUGUGUGAAAUAAUGUGUGCAUGUGUGGUUGGGUCAUUUUUGAGCAAUUGUAUUCCAUCUCUUCAAAAGACACAAUAAAGAUUGGCUGUAUUUUUCUCUUA
Triplophysa rosa is the source of this 1806-nucleotide messenger RNA. RefSeq names its product desmin a (gene desma). The transcript is spliced from 9 exons. Gene Ontology annotation, biological process: skeletal muscle organ development. Gene Ontology annotation, cellular component: cell-cell junction; Z disc; intermediate filament. Lineage: Eukaryota; Metazoa; Chordata; Actinopteri; Cypriniformes; Nemacheilidae. The record is from RefSeq and is a predicted model, not a curated record. The coding region runs from base 77 to 1489 and encodes 470 amino acids.